This is a messenger RNA of Limanda limanda (common dab), 2426 nucleotides long. RefSeq names its product probable ATP-dependent RNA helicase DDX5. Gene Ontology annotation, molecular function: ATP binding; RNA helicase activity; RNA binding. The transcript is spliced from 13 exons. Gene Ontology annotation, cellular component: ribonucleoprotein complex; nucleus; cytoplasm. NCBI's taxonomy places the organism in Eukaryota, Metazoa, Chordata, Actinopteri, Pleuronectiformes, Pleuronectidae. The record is from RefSeq and is a predicted model, not a curated record. The coding region runs from base 151 to 2061 and encodes 636 amino acids. Gene Ontology annotation, biological process: alternative mRNA splicing, via spliceosome.
CAAACUGACUCUUAUCUGCCGGCAUUUUAUUUUUAUUUUCCCUGUGCCAAGCCGCAGCUCGUAGAUUAAUCUCCUGGUUUGUUGUUCGGCGACAGUGUCACAGACAAACGAAGGUUCUUUGUUUUUUUGCCAACGGUAGCCUGCUACACAAUGCCCGGGUUUUCAGACAGAGAUCGCGGCAGAGACAGAGGGUAUGGUGGUGGACCCCCUCGUUUUGGUGGUGGUGGUGGUGGAGGAGGCAACAGAGGUGGACCUCCUCCAGGAAAAUUUGGCAACCCUGGUGAGAGGCUGCGGAAGAAGCACUGGAACCUUGACGAGCUUCCCAAGUUUCAGAAGAACUUCUACCAGGAGCACCCGGAUGUCACCCGCAGACCAGUUCUAGAGGUUGACCUGUACCGAAGAACUAAAGAAGUUACGGUCAAAGGCAGAGAGUGCCCCAAACCAAUUAUGAAAUUCCACGAAGCUGCAUUUCCAAGCUAUGUCAUGGAUGUUAUCGCCAAACAAAACUGGACUGAACCAACCUCUAUUCAGUCUCAGGGGUGGCCAGUUGCCCUUGGUGGCAAAGACAUGGUUGGCAUCGCUCAGACUGGAUCUGGAAAAACCCUUGCAUACCUCCUGCCUGCAAUUGUGCACAUCCAGCAUCAGGCAUUCUUGGAGCAUGGAGAUGGACCUAUUUGCUUAGUGCUGGCACCAACCCGUGAGCUGGCUCAGCAGGUGCAACAAGUGGCUGCUGAAUACGGCCGGGCCUCCCGUCUCAAGACAACCUGCAUCUACGGUGGUGCACCCAAAGGACCCCAGAUCAGAGACCUUGAGAGGGGUGUUGAGAUUUGCAUCGCUACCCCAGGUCGGCUCAUUGACUUCCUGGAGUGUAGUAAGACAAAUUUGCGUCGUUGCACCUAUCUGGUGCUGGAUGAAGCUGACCGAAUGCUGGACAUGGGAUUUGAACCUCAAAUCCGCAAGAUAGUUGAACAAAUCCGGCCAGACCGCCAGACUCUGAUGUGGAGUGCCACCUGGCCCAAGGAAGUACGCCAGCUGGCUGAGGACUUCCUGAAGGAUUAUGUCCAGAUUAAUAUUGGAGCACUUCAGCUCAGUGCUAAUCACAACAUCCUGCAGAUCGUUGAUGUUUGCAAUGACAUGGAGAAGGAGGACAAACUGCUCCGUCUGCUGGAGGAGAUCAUGAGUGAAAAGGAGAACAAGACCAUCAUCUUUGUGGAGACCAAAAGGCGUUGUGAUGAGCUCACCAGGAGGAUGAGACGAGACGGUUGGCCAGGAAUGGGAAUUCAUGGUGACAAGAGCCAGCAGGAGAGGGACUGGGUCCUUAAUGAGUUCAGAUAUGGCAAAGCUCCCAUCCUCAUUGCUACGGAUGUGGCCUCCCGCGGCCUAGAUGUGGAGGAUGUGAAAUUUGUCAUCAAUUAUGACUACCCUAACUCCUCCGAGGAUUAUAUCCACCGCAUUGGACGCACAGCCCGCAGUCAAAAAACGGGCACAGCAUACACCUUCUUCACCCCCAACAACAUGAAACAAGCCAGCGACCUGAUCGCUGUGCUCCGCGAGGCUAACCAGGCCAUUAACCCCAAGCUGAUCCAGAUGGCAGAGGACAGAGGAGGUCGUGGAAGGGGGGGAAGAGGUGGCUACAAGGAUGACCGUCGCGAUAGGUAUGGGGGUGGGAGGAGCAAUUUUGGCGGUGGCAGCUACAGGGAUAGGGAAAGCGAUAGAGGGUUUGGCAGUGGGCCGAAGAGUACCUUCGGUGGCGGCAAGGCCCAAAAUGGUGGCGCCUAUGGAGGCAACAGUGGUAACUCUAGUGGCAGCUAUGGCAACAGCAAUUAUAGCAACAGCAACGGACAGGGUAAUUUCGGUAAUCCGACAAACCAGGUGGGUGCCUUUGGUAGCCAAAGCUUUCAGGGCCCCCCUCAGUUCGGGGCCAUGCAGAGGGCUGCUCCGAAUGGAAUGAACCACCCGCCAUUCCCGUUCAAUUCUCAGGCCCCACCACCACAGGCCCAGCAGGCUGCACCUCCACCACCCAUGAUGCCCUACCCAAUGCCGCCACCUUUUCCACAGUAGAUAUUAUAUGAGCACAAUAAAUGGGAACCAACAUGAUUUUUGUUUAGUCUUGAAAUCUUACAGUAUGACUAAUAUUAUUAUUAUUGUUAUUCAUGUUUACUCUGAACUGUUUUAACUUUGUUUUGCUUACAGCAGGGUUGGAAUAAUUCAAUAAACCCAGAGCAUUAAGUGGCGUCAUAGACACGUCUCCUAUAGUGCAACUAUGAUUGCUGCACUUUUCCUUGACUGUUUUUUGUUACAUUCCUCAGUAAUUUAUUUUUACUAGGUAAUGCAGUGUUUUCAGUUUGUGUUCAGUUUAAAGCGAUGUUCUUGAAGAUAUGAAAAGGGUGCGUGUGGCCCUUUUGAAUAAAAAGAGACAAUGGAAA